AUGGCAGACCACAUUGCUCAGGUGCUCUUCACAGUACUGGAGGUCUUGAUCGCUGUGGCAUGUUGUCUUGGUAACCUGCCGGUGAUCUGGGCAGUAUGGAAAUGUGGGGCCAUGCGGCGACAGGCCACUUUCUGCUUCAUCAUCUCUCUGGCCAUAGCCGACGUCUUGGUGGGGGCCGUGGCGGUGCCACUGCGGGUUGUAGCAGAUAGCCGUGUCCAGAUGAGUUUCUACAGUUGCCUCACAUUUACCUGUAUGAUGCUGAUUGUGACUCGGGUGUCUGUCUUCUUCCAGCUGGCACUGACUGUUGAUCGUUUCCUGCGUGUCAUCAUCCCCCUCAGGUACAAAACCACAGUGACCAUUCAGCGCUCCUGGUGGGUGGUGGCUGCAUGCUGGCUCACAGCUGCAACAGUUGGCUUCACUCCCUUAAUGGGCUGGAACAACCACAACGGCACAUCUCAGAACAUGACCCACUGCCAGUUCCUGAAUGUCAUGUCCAUGUCCUACUUGGUUACUUACUUUUAUACCUGCUUCCUCAUCCCCAUGUUGGUCAUGACUACACUCUAUGGUUGUAUUUUCACCAUCAUCCACCGCCAGCUGAGAAAAACCAGCACUGGAGUGUCCAGCUCCUACUACUACAAGGAGCGUAACCUGACCAGGUCCCUUGUUCUGGUCCUCGUGUUGUUUGCCGUCUGUUGGCUCCCAAUCCAUUUAAUGGACAUGGCUGAUUUCCAUGGGUUGGCAGUUCCCAUUGAGGCAUUCUAUGUGGGAAUCCUACUCUCUCAGGCAAGCUCAGCCAUUAACCCAAUCAUAUACGCCCUCAAGAUCCAGCAUAUACGGGCUCCUUUGAAGACAAUAUGGAGGAAGGUCUUUCUGUGCAAAGAGGAAGUGGAGGCACCAAGGAGCAGCCAGACACCAGUAUUUGAUAACAGCAGCAACCCCAAGGUACUACCCCAAGGUGACAAGGAGGGAGAAACUGUUGAAUCAACUGAGCAAGGGUAAUCAUCAAUUGAGACACAGUGACACAGUCAUGGGCCAAUGCACUUUUCUCUCUAUCAAUUCAUCUGAAACAGACAAAAAGGGUCAUGCUCCUACCUGUGAAAACAACAUUAUAUAAUGCAAUAGAAGUCAUUCUGUGUGUACAUUGGCAAUGUCAGACAUGCUAUUCUUAGUGCAUAAGUCAGUGUAGCAUCAAAAUGAUGUUGAUGCCAUUAUUUUAAGGUAAAAAAAACUUACAUUGUGUUGCUUUAAAGUGAAAAAGAAAAUGAAUAUUGGUAGUGUCUUUUUUAUUUAGAGUGUUUAAAUAAAAUUUUGAAGUAAUCUAAAAGUAUUCAGAUUGCGGUACAUUAUCUUUGUAAUCCAAUGGAUUACAUUACCGAUUACAAAAAUCGGUGUGUAGUCUGUACUCAGUAAUGGAUUACAUUUCAAAGUAAUCUGACCCAACACUGGCUAAGUUUUCGGAGUGUCUAUUUA
Molecule: messenger RNA, 1470 nt
Organism: Alosa sapidissima (American shad)
Lineage: Eukaryota; Metazoa; Chordata; Actinopteri; Clupeiformes; Clupeidae
Product: adenosine receptor A1-like
Exons: 2
Coding region: 1-999 (332 amino acids)
Biological process (GO): G protein-coupled adenosine receptor signaling pathway
Cellular component (GO): membrane; synapse; dendrite
Molecular function (GO): G protein-coupled adenosine receptor activity
Source: RefSeq, a predicted model, not a curated record